AUGUUUUUGCACAAAGUUAUUCUUUCACUUUUAUUUAGUUCUAUUUUAGCAACUUAAAUAAGCUUUAAUAAUUUUUAAGAAUGGAAAACUUAAUUUAACAAAAAUUAUUUAUCAAAAAAUGAAGAACUUUAUAGGUUUUAUAUUUAUGUUGCUAAUUAUGAUAUCAUUCAUAAACAUAAUUAAGAAUAGGAACAUUCUUAUACUUUAGGAGAAAAUUAGUUUAUGGAUCUAACUCAUGAAGAAUUCUUGGAAAUUUAUGGAUUUAAAAAUCCUGUUUAAGAAUUUGAAAAUUCAAAUUAAAAUUCUGACAGAAUACCUAUAAAUAACAAAAAGGUAGUUCUUUAUGAUUGGAGUGAUUAUUGCCCACUACCAAAGAAUUAAGGUAAUUGUGGUGCAGGAUGGGCAUAUGCAACAGCUGAAAUAAUGGAAUGUUAUAAUCUUAUCUAAUUUGGGUUUGGAUAUCUUGUAUUAAUGUCAUAAUAAUAAUUGAUUGAUUGUGUAAGUAAUAAUAAUGGUUGUGAAACUCAAUCAAUGAAUGAUAUUAUAAAUGCAUUCAAUUAUGCAAAUGAAUUCCAUAUAUCUGAAUUAGAUUAUUAUCCUUAAAGUGGAAAACAAGAUAAUUGUAAAGGAACUAGAGGCAGAACAACUUAUAAACUAACUUAAUUUGAAACAAUACAGAGAGAUAAAUAUACAAUAAUAGAUUCACUUAGUAAUGGACCUGUAGUAGCUGGCUUUGAUAUUAGUGGAUGGUAAUUUUAUAAGGAUGGAACAUAUGAUUGUUUUUUAGAUCAGAAUGCAAAUCAUCAUGCAAUUAUAGUUAAAACUCUUGCACUCUAAGACCAAGAAGACAAAGAUUACAUAGAAAUAUAAAAUUCUUGGGGUUAGUAUUGGGGUAGGAAUGGAUUAAUUAAAUAUAGUUUUAAUUAUAAUUGUAAAGUUUUUAAUAGACCAAUAUAUAAAUCAUUUAAAAUAUAAGUUUAUUGAAAUAUUAAUUUAUGCAUUAUAAAUAUAU
Messenger RNA from Paramecium sonneborni, 1012 nucleotides. The record is from the annotation of a GenBank genome assembly. NCBI's taxonomy places the organism in Eukaryota, Ciliophora, Oligohymenophorea, Peniculida, Parameciidae.